Messenger RNA from Chara braunii, 4313 nucleotides. Lineage: Eukaryota; Viridiplantae; Streptophyta; Charophyceae; Charales; Characeae. The record is from the annotation of a GenBank genome assembly.
GGAGCAAGUUGUACCAGGACCAGAUGCUGGUGUGUCCAGCAGUGCACCCUCUAACCGCCAACUGGAGGAACACGUCGACCAAGUCGUCGCAAUGCUCGGCGACAUCAGCACCUUCGCUGAGCCGACCACCAUCAGCAAUCAGCUGGAUACCUUGAAGACCAAGGUCCAGCAACUGCGGUUGCCUAACAAGAAUGGCAACAGCACACAACAUUACAAGAUGCCAACUUUUCAAAUUGAGAAGUUCGAUGACUACACGCAUCAGGACCCGGUCCUCUGGUGGGAAGGUUUCACGACGCAACUUCGGAUUCUGCAAGUCGCCAAGCACGCGUACGUCGGCGCCCUGUUUCUUAACUCAAAGGGUGGAUGCCAGAUCUGGUUAAGCCACCUGGCAUCCACCCACGGCGUCGACGUCGCAGAUCUGAAAGACAAGAUCUCAUGGGAAGAGUUAACACGGCUAUGGAAGAAGCGGUUCAUCGUGGACGACGCACCUGCACUCGCCAUCAACCGUCUCUUCGCCAUGACGCAAGGCAACACAGCAACACGUGACUUGCUCACAGAAUGGCGGAAGAUCGCGGCAACACCCGAUCUGGACUUACCAUUUCCGCAUCUGCGCCGCGAGCUCUAUAACAGGUCAUGUGCUGCAUUGAGCCUCGCACUUGGUGAUCGCGAGCAAUAUGCAACCUUCGCUGAAAUCAUUGACAAGGAAAGGGAGAUCAUCAAGACCAACAGGGCGGCUGCACACGAGAAGUCAACGUGGCAGCCAACCUAUGUGGAGAAGGAGAGAACUGGUCCGCGACAGCAGCAGUUCGCUGCAGUCCAAUCGGACAACACCGUGGAAGACCCGGCAGCCACCCAAGCGUCACGUGAGGGAGAUCAGGUGGCUGCUGUCCAGCCGCGAAGCAACAACAAGCCCCGAGUGAACGGGAAGGCGAAAACCGCAUCGCCGGCCGGAAACGGACAGCCAGCACCACCAUGGGUCAAGUUUACCUUGACCGAGGCCGAGUACAAGUACCGCGGCCGCUACGCCUGCUGCUAUUGGUGCAACAACACCAAGCACAAGACCUCCCAAUGCCCUGAUCAAGGCAAGGAGGAUGUUCGGCCUCAUUCGGCCGCCUUGCUAGCGGCCUCCUACACAUCUGGUGAGGAUGCGCAUGUCGCAAGUCCUCGGUACACUUACGAGGAAUAUGCUGUCCAUUUGGUCCCGCCGCUGGACCAACCGCUCCACGUGCAACAAUCUACCGCAUGCACGGUUUCAUCACCAUCGGCAACCGAUUCGGCAGCUUCGCCGUCAUCUACCGCAGGGGAUUCAACGUCAUGGUCAAGACUUGAAGAGCUCGACCCGUUGACAUUUGCGGCCUUCCAAUGGAUGCCCCUUCCCCGGUCCGGUCGAUUGCCGAAACCGCAUUGCAACGUGCUCAUGGCACAAUUGCGGGAUUACUUGCACACUGCAGUACCGACUCCGUUGAUGGACGCCGGAGUAGAAGUUGUCGACCUUCACGCCUACAUUGCGAAGAUCGACCACGAGUUCAAGACGCAACGGUACGACGACAUCGACGCACCAUUAUUAUAUGUACGCAUUCAGAUCGGAGAGGCGACCUGCGACGCUUUGAUCGAUUGCGGAGCAUUUCGCAACUACAUCAGCCAGGACUUCAUGGUGCGCGCCGGCCUUGGCCCACUCGUCCGGAGGAAGUCCCAGCCCACGCAAGUCACGUUGGCAUACGGUCACACGCACAAGUCAAUCGACCGGUGCAUUGAUGACGUCCCAGUGUACUUUGCCCCUCACGCAAGUGAGGCGGUGUCCUUUGACAUUUUGGACACCAAAUUCGACAUGAUCUUGGGCAUGUCAUGGCUGCGAAGCGAGGACCACCCGGUGAACUUCUACCGCUGCACCGUUCACGUUUGUGAUCGGAACGGAGUACUAGUCCCACGCACAGUGGCUCCUCCUCACCCUUCUAUCAACUGCCACGUGGUAUCCACCGCAAGCAUGCGAGCUUCCAUCAUCAGAGACGACAUCGAGGAGAUGGGGGUGUCUUUUCUCCACGCCCUCCCGCCCCAUGACGCUACACCGACGGACUCAUCUUCGGAUCCACGCAUCACCGAGCUUCUCGACGCCUACGGCGACGUGUUCGAAGGCCCGCACGGAGUAGUACCAGAUCGUCCCAUCCGCCACGAGAUCAUCCUCGAGGACGGGGCCGUACCUCCGCGCGGUUGCAUCUACCGAAUGAGCGAGGAAGAGUUAAGUGUGCUUCAGGCACAACUCGACAACCUUCUGGAGAAAGGUUGGAUUCGGCCUAGCUCAUCGCCAUACGGUGCUCCUGUUCUCUUCGUCCGGAAGAAGAACAAGGAUUUGCGGUUGUGCAUCCAUUAUCGCAAGCUCAACGCGCCGACGAUCAGAAACGCUGGCCCUCUCCCACGCAUCGACGACCUUCUUGAACGACUGGGCGGCGCCAAGUUCUUCUCCAAGCUGGACCUCAAGUCCAGAUAUCACCAACUCGAGAUUCGGAAGGAGGACCGCUACAAGACCGCGUUUAAGACGCGAUAUGGGCAUUUCGAAUGGUUGGUUAUGCCAUUUGGCCUUACGAAUGCCUCGGCCACUUUCCAAGCGGCUAUGACAACGGAGUUCCGACACAUGCUGGAUCGUUUCGUACUUAUCUACCUCGACAACAUCCUGGUGUACAGCCGGAGUGUGGACGAGUAUGUGGAACACCUGCGCACCGUUUUGGAGCGGCUACGACAAGCCAAGUACAAAGCCAACCGCGAUAAAUGUGAAUUCGCGUGGCAGGAGCUGGAGUACUUGGGACAUUAUGUGAUGCCGCAAGGCAUCCGUCCGCUCCCGGACAAGAUCGAGGCCCUCCACGUAUGGCCCGAGCCCACCAACACCACGGACGUCCGUUCCUUCAUGGGGUUGGCGGGCUACUAUCAGCGAUUCAUCACCGGAUACUCAAGGAUUGCUGCACCUAUGACGAGAUUACAAUCGCCAAAGGUGCCAUUCGUAUUCGAUGACGACGCACGCCGGUCAUUCCAAGCACUUAAGACGGCCAUGCUCAUAGCACCCGUUCUUAGCAUCUAUGACCCCACCCUGCCUACGAGAGUGACAACUGACGCUUCCGGCCUUGGCAUUGGGCCAGUCUUGGAACAACACGAUGGCGACGACUGGCACCCUGUGGAGUAUUUCAGCCACAAAGUGCCACCCAUCAACUCGCUGGAUGAUGCAAGGGAGAAGGAGUUGCUCGCAUUCGUCAUGGCUCUCAAGCGAUGGCGGCACUUCCUCCUUGGGCGUCGUAGAUUCACAUGGGUUACGGACAACAACCCACUGACUUACUACAAGACGCAGGAUACGGUGAGCAGCACGAUCGGACGAUGGAUGUACUUCAUCAACCAAUUUGACUUCACACCGAAACAUCUUCCCGGCCUCUCCAAUCGCGCACCAGAUGCACUCUCGCAAAGACCUGAUCUUUGCGCUAUGACACAUCAUGCCUUCGCAUUCGACGAGGAGCUCCAGCGACACUUCAUCAGGGGCUAUGAGUCCGAUCUAGACUUCCCCACGCUAUAUGCGCAGCUAUCUUCGGAUCACCCGCCGGCCAGCCACUAUCGCAUCGCCGACGGGUACUUGCUCCUGCACUCGCGGGGCAAGGACAUACUAUAUGUCCCACGCGACCGCCGUCUUCGGACUCGCCUCCUCGGUGAGUAUCAUGAUGCGCAACUCGCCGACCAUUUCGGAGUCAACCGCACUAUUGCACGGCUUCGACAACGAUUCCGAUGGCCCGACCUCAUCACCGACGUCAUGAGGUAUUGCGACUCUUGCGAAGUUUGCCGACGAAGCAAACCCCGCAACCGCAACCCCUAUGGCGAGCUGCGCCCGAUGCCGAUCCCGCAGGAACCCGGUCUCUCCAUUGCCAAGGAUGUCACCGGACCAUUUCCCCGCGACCGCCUCGGACACGACGGCAUCCUCACGGUCGUGGUCCGAUUGAGUAAGUACGCGCGUUUUCUCCCUUGCAAGUACUACUCCACGGCUCCCAAGCUGGCACGCCUCUUGCACACCGGUUGGAUUUGUGGCCACGGUGUACCGGAAGAUAUAAUCAGCGACCGCGACACUCGCUUCAUGUCGGCAUUUUGGCCUGCUCUCAUACAGAAGUCCGACACGAAGAUGAAACCAAGUUCGGCUCGGCAUCCUUAGACGGACGAGCAAACGGAGCGGGCACAUCAAACUGCUCAAAUGAUGCUUCGUACGCUCAUCCGUCCGGACCAGAAAGAUUGGGUUGACCGCCUCUCCGUUAUCGAGUUUGCCUACAACACUUCGGUGCACCCGACGA